This is a messenger RNA of Podarcis muralis (Common wall lizard), 3696 nucleotides long. The record is from RefSeq and is a predicted model, not a curated record. Lineage: Eukaryota; Metazoa; Chordata; Lepidosauria; Squamata; Lacertidae.
UAUUGCUCGCUCGCUCCCUCUCUCCCUCCCAGGCGCGUGGGCAAGUUGGAAAGUUUAAUUGCAUAGAUUAUCUAUAAAAGCGCAAUCUAAGAUUGCGAUGCGCGCGCGCACACACACAUCUAUAUUUACACUCUGAACUUGCUAGUCGGGGUUGGCACACUCUCCGCUUAUCCAUUUACUUGGUUUGCUCCAGUUCUGAGAGCGGCUCCUGUUUCUUGGGAACCUCGGAUUUAUCGUGCCAUCAACUUUCAUUUCGGUCAAUCUUCCACGUUCUUCACUGGUUAGCUGCUAAACUUCAGCCUCCCCUGAUCUGCGGUGAUGAUGAGGUCUUGGUGCUGAAAUCCCCCUCACUGAAAUGUGUGUGGUUACAAAAAAAGAGAAAAAAGAUAGGCGAUGCUCUGAAGCCGUUUCAGAAGGCCAGGGUUCAGGGUUCGGUGUAGGUUCGUUCCGGGAUUUGCUCCGCGGAGCCAUAAAUCUCUGGAGGGAGCGGGAGGGGAGGCUGAACGUGGAAACCGCCGCAUAUGAGAUAACAACUUGGUGGUCUUGGCUGGGCUCUUGUUUAUGAUAUGUAAACCGCAAAGACGAGGAACAGGCCCAUCUCUGCAGCCUGAUAGAAUCCCAUGGAGGUGGGGGGUGGGGUGGGGAGAAACCCUGGCUGCUCCCGCAGCUGAGCAGCUUAGGUCACCUUGGAGAUUUACAGCCCCAGCUCUAGAAUCGUAUUCAUUGCUUGUUGCAACUGAGCAAAGGAGACACCCAGUGGAAAGCUGACCAGGGGGAAACAGACCAGGCUCUGAGAUACAAUCAGGAGAGCUAAUAUUAAACAGCCCCUGGGACGUUCUCCGAAGGUAAUAAUCAGCAGACAAAAAGAGAGAGAAGGUCAGGCCAUCGCCUCCUUUUCCUCCCUGUCUUGCAAACGGAUCAAUUUCCAGCAAUCGUAACGCAAGUCGAAGAGACUAUUCACGACGCUCAACUGCAAUGUUUACGGAUCGACUGGUCUCAUUGAUUGCACUGCUACCGUCCAAUCACUCAUUGAUGCCCCCGAAAUCACGCGAUCUCGGGUGCCCUUUUACGUCUCGGGAGGACACUGCGUUUCCUUUGCUUUCAAUGACUUGCGAUUCUGAAAGGCAUUCUCUUGGAAAAAGGUCUGAGAAGACACGAAGGAUUUUCCUGGGGAAAAUGGGUUCAUGUAGAAAGACACAGUCGCUUGGCUGUGCCAUGAAAAUGUAUACUUUCUGGGUGGAGAACAGAACGAAGACUGGAAAAUGCACGUGGCAGAUCAACAUCAUUCAAGCACUCCGGUGCACCGGAAAAUACGGUUUAAAGACACCUACAAUCUGGAAACAAUUCUGCCCGGUGGUUGGAAACGCGAGGAGGUCUACCAGGACGGGCCAUUGGAGGAAAAACGUCACGUGACAGAGGGGUGCCAAUGUUAUUCUUUAAGGGUGUCAAGACCCUGUCAGUUUGUGAAAUAAAUAUUGGGAAACAACGAAAUGCAAAAAGCGACCUACUACGACAGCUCUGCGAUCUAUGGCGGCUAUCCUUACCAAGGAGCAAAUGGUUUCGCUUACAAUGCUAGUCAGCAGCAAUAUCCUCCUCCGCCUCCUUCUUCCUCGCUGGUGGAAACGGAGUACCAUCGACCGGCCUGCUCUUUACAGUCCCCCGGAGGCGGCGGCGGCGGCGGCAGCACCACCGUGUCCCACCACAAGGCCAAUGAAAUCAAUGAGAGUUGUAUGAGGACCAUCACCAGCCAGUCUCUCCAGCCCCCGGUCCUUUCAGAGCAGCCUCAGCAGCAGCCUCGCCCCCAGCAAGCACCACCACCUCCACCCCCCUCUGUGUCACCACCUCAGAAUGCCACCACUAAUUCCGCCCCGCCUAGCGCCACCAAGAGCUCCAUCUUGAACUCGCCCACCAUGUCCAAGCAAAUAUUCCCCUGGAUGAAAGAGUCUCGACAAAACACCAAGCAGAAAAACAGCGGCUCCAGUUCAGGUGAGAGUUGUGCUGGUGAUAAAAGCCCCCCAGGGCAAGCUUCCUCUAAAAGAGCCCGCACGGCUUACACAAGUGCCCAGCUGGUAGAACUGGAAAAGGAGUUUCACUUCAAUAGAUACCUUUGCAGGCCAAGAAGGGUAGAGAUGGCUAACUUGCUCAACCUCACAGAAAGACAGAUCAAAAUAUGGUUCCAAAACCGCAGGAUGAAAUACAAAAAGGAUCAGAAGGGCAAAGGCAUGAUGACCUCUUCGGGAGGACAGUCCCCCAGCAGAAGUCCUGUCCCUCCGGCUGCUGGAGGAUACCUGAACUCUAUGCAUUCCCUAGUAAACAGUGUUCCAUAUGAACCCCAGUCACCGCCAUCCUUCAGCAAGCCUCAUCAGAACGCCUAUGGCAUCCCUACGUCAUAUCCGGCUCCUCUCAAUAACUGCCCGCCUCCACAAAAGAGAUAUACCGGAACUGCAGCAGUGACUCCUGAAUAUGACCCUCAUCCUCUUCAAGGGAAUGGCUAUGGCAAUCCACAUAUACAGGGAAGCCCCGUCUAUGUUGGGGGCAAUUAUGUGGACACCAUGGCAAAUUCUGGGCCUUCCAUCUUUGGUCUGACUCACCUCCCUCAUCCUUCCUCUGCCAACAUGGACUACAGUGGGCCAAUGGGCAACAAUCAUCACCAUGGACCGUGUGACCCACACCCAACAUAUACAGACCUUACUUCUCACCAUCCUUCUCAGGGAAGAAUUCAGGAAGCGCCCAAACUGACCCAUCUGUAAUAUACCAUCAGUUACUUAGUGGAUCAUAAAAGUCCCCCAGCCUUUUUUAAAAAAAAGAAAAAGGGAAAAAGAAGGAAAAGAAAAGAAAAAUACUUUAAAUUCCUCCCCCUGCCCUUUCUGUUUUGCUUCUGUUUUCUUUUCUUUUGGUAAAAAAAAAAAGCAUUUUCUAGUUUAUGUGACGUAGCAAUAUCUGUUGCUUGAAUUGCUCCCUAGUUUCAAUAGUGGAUAUUUAUCUCCUUGAACUCUUUGCCUUGUGUUCUCCCUUUGAGAGUAUACAUAGGCUUUCUACUCUUAACUUCAACACUUUUAUCAAAACAGGGUAUAUGAACAAAUUUUCUAUACAGAUGGUUCUUAAAUGUGAAUUUGUUCGUACAGAAUCGAUCCCAACCGGGGAAGCAUUUUUAUUUUAAUUGCACUUCUUUUAAAUAGCGAGAAAGAAAUAAAAAGGCGCUUGAACAGGGGCUCCCUGAGCGAACUGAUUAAUACGUGUACGUCUUUCAACGUGUGUAUGCUGGUGAACUUUCAGAUUUAUUUAUAUUUUUUUGCAAACUUUGAAUAAUCUAAGUGUUUAAAUUUUUUUAUUUAUCCCCAUCUGUUCAUAUUUAUAUAUAUAAAUAUAUUAAAAAAAAAUAAAACUUCUGUACCCUGAAUAUUCAGGAGAUAUUUACCUGGCUGUAUGUUAAAUGACAUACAUAGGAAAUAUCAUUUGGAAGGGGGGAACUUAAACUCCUUUAUUUAAAAAGAAGAAGGAAAAAAAAUGCAAUAAAAUCUGGAAAAUAAACAGCAGGCCACCACAGGAACAGAAGCGGGUGCCUGUUAACAUCGAACUAAAGGGAAAUGUGUAAACCUGAACGAGAACAACACAAAGCUAGAUUUUGUUUUGAAAGUUAUACAUUCCUUGCUGCUCACAUUCUGGAAAAAAAAAUAAAGUUUUUAUUCUGAAUAA